AUGGCGCCCGCUGCCUGUAGCUCGGGACCAAUGGUGGGCCCAGGAGAAAUGCCUAGCAUGGCUCUGGUUCCCAGCAGCCUCCUCGCCCCAGAUCCUUUUCUCCUGCCUCAUGAACAGGACCCUCUGGGGCAGCCCGGCCCCCCUCCCCUCUGCUUCUCACUCCCACCCAGCCUCCUCUUCAGUUCACUAACUCUUCUGCGGGCAGGGCUUCUUGGCAACAGAAGGGCUGGGGGCAGUGGCUGUCAUUCCCCAUCUGUGGGCAGGCGGUGGUGCGAGCGGACGGAAACCUUCCUGGUGGAGGAGGAAGUGACCCCCCGCCAGGAGGGCCUGGUGCCUUGCACCAGCCUCUACCAGUACCAGCGCCUGGGCUGGCGACUCGACCUGUCCCGGAGGGGACCUGCAGGGCUCUGUCCCAUCUACAAGCCCCCAGAAACCCGGCCUGCUGCAAGGAACCGGACAGUGACGGCUUGCUGCCCAGGCUGGGGGGGCACACACUGCACUCUGGCCCUUGCAGAAGCCAGCCCUGGGGGCCACUGCUUUGCCACACAGCAGUGCCAGCUGCAGCCAGGCUCAGCUAAUGCAUCUGCGGGAAGCCUGGAGGAGUGCUGUGCUUGGCCUUGGGGACACAGCUGGCGGGAUGGCAGCUCCCAGGCCUGCCUCAGCUGCCCUGGCCGACACCUCCCAGGCAGCGCUCCCUCUCCAGCCUCCCUGCAGCCCCUGGUGGGGGCCGUGGCCCAGUUCUGGAGCCAGCGCCAGCAGCCUGCGGCCACCUGCACCACCUGGUCAGGCUUCCACUACCGAACCUUUGACGGGCGUCACUACCACUUCCUGGGCCGCUGCACUUACCUGCUGGCGGGCGCUGCUGAUUCCACCUGGGCUGUCCACCUCACGCCCAGGGGGCAUUGCCCCCCACCUGGGCACUGUCAGCUGGCCCGGGUAACAAUGGGACCCGAGGAGGUGCUGAUCCAGGGUGAAAAUGUCUCUGUGAAUGGGCAGCUGAUACCUGAUGCGGAGUCUCGGCUGCUCCAGGGGCUGAGCCUGCAAUGGCAAGGGGACUGGCUGGUGUUGUCGGGGGGCCUGGGGGUCGUUGUGCAGCUGGACAGGUCCGGUUCAGUCUCCGUUUCUGUGGACUACGAGCUCCAGGGACAAACUCAAGGUCUCUGUGGGGUCUACAGUGGCCGGCCUGAGGAUGACUUCCUGGAGCCAGGAGGGAGACUGGCUGUGUUAGCUGCCACCUUUGGGAAUUCCUGGAGGCUCCCUGACUCAGAGCCUGGGUGUCUGGAUGCAGUGGAAGCGGCCCAGGGCUGUGAGGACCCCGUGAGAGGCACAGAGGCAGGCAUGGAGGCUGGCCAGCUGGAGGCUGAAGCCCAGGAUGUGUGCCACCAGCUGCUGGAGAGUCCAUUCAGGGAAUGCCAUGCUCAGGUCCCCCCUGCUGAGUACCACCAGACCUGCCUCUUUGCCUACUGUUCUGGGGCCCCAGCAGGCAGUGGGCGCGAGAGCCGGCGGGAGGCCGUGUGCACCACUUUGGCCAACUAUGCCCAAGAGUGUGCCAAGCACCAUAUCCACGUGGGCUGGAGGAAGCCAGGCUUCUGCGAGCGCCUGUGCCCUGGGGGCCAGCUGUAUUCUGACUGCGCCUCGGCCUGCCCGCCCAGCUGCUCGGCAGUGGGCGAGGGAGGGGAGGGGUCCUGCCAGGAAGCGUGCGUGAGCGGCUGCGAGUGCCCGCCUGGCCUCUUCUGGGACGGCGCCCUCUGUGUCCCUGCGGCCCGCUGCCCCUGCUACCACCGGCGCCAGCGCUACGCCCCUGGGGACACAGUGCGCCAGCUCUGCAACCCGUGCGUGUGCCAGGACGGCCGCUGGCUCUGCGCGCAGGCGCAGUGCCCCGCCGAGUGCGCGGUGGGCGGGGACGGGCAUUACGUCACCUUCGAUGGGCGGAGCUUCUCCUUCCGCGGCAGCCCAGGUUGCCGCUCCAGCCUGGUGCAGGACUUCUCCAAGGGGCAGCUGCUGAUUGUGCUGGAGCAUGGGGCCUGUGACGCUGGAAGCUGCCUCCACGCCAUCUCUGUCUCCCUGGGGGACACCCACAUCCAGCUCAGAGACUCAGGGGCCGUCCUGGUGGAUGGGCAGGAUGUGGGCUUGCCAUGGAGUGGGCCUAAGGGCCUCAGUGUCUCCCGAGCCUCCUCCACCUUCCUACUGCUGCGCUGGCCCGGGGCCCAGGUCCUCUGGGGAGUGUCUGACCCUGCAGCUUACAUCACUCUGGACCCGCGCCAUGCCCACCAGGUGCAGGGUCUGUGCGGCACCUUCACCUGGAACCAGCAGGAUGACUUCCUGACACCCGCUGGCGAUGUGGAGACCAGCGUUGCAGCCUUUGCUAGCAAGUUCCGGGUGGCAGGCGAGGGAAGGUGCCCCUCAGAAGACAGCGCCCCACUUCCCCCCUGCAGCACCCACUCUCAGCGCCAUGUUUUUGCCGAGGCAGCUUGUGCCGUCCUGCAUGGCCCAACUUUCCAGGAGUGCCAAGGGCUGGUGGACAGGGAACUGUUCCACCUGCGCUGCUUGGCAGCCGUGUGUGGCUGUGCUCCUGGCAAGGACUGCCUGUGUCCUGUGCUUGCUGCCUUUGCUCGUCGCUGUGCCCGGGAGGGUGUCCCGUGUCUCUGGAGGACCCAGACACUCUGCCCUGUCCUGUGUCCCGGGGGCCAGGAGUACCAGGAGUGUGCCCCGGCGUGUGGUCAAAACUGUGGGGAGCCAGAAGACUGUGGGGAGCUGGGCAGCUGUGUGGCUGGGUGUAACUGCCCCCCAGGGCUGCUAUGGGACCCCGAAGGCGAGUGCGUGCCCCCCAGCUUGUGCUCCUGCCAGCUUGGAACUCAACGCUAUGCUCCCGGCAGUGCCACCAUGAGGGACUGCAACCACUGUGUCUGCCAGGAGAGGGGCCUCUGGAAUUGCACUGCUCACCGCUGUGGCCCCCAGCGGACCUUCUGCCCCCAUGAGCUUGUCUAUGUCCCUGGUGCCUGCCUCCUUACCUGUGACAACCUGCGUGCCAACCAUUCCUGCCCCCCGGACAGCACAGGAAGCUGUGUCUGUCCCCCAGGCACUGUGCUGCUGAAUGAACGCUGUGUGCCUCCUGAGCUCUGUCCCUGCCGUCACGGUGGGCAGUGGUACCCGCCCAACGCCACCAUCCAGGAGGAUUGCAACAUCUGUGUGUGCCAGGGUCGGCAGUGGCACUGCACGAGCCGCCAGUGCCGUGGAUGGUGCCAGGCAUCGGGUGCCCCCCACUAUGUGACAUUCGAUGGGCUGGCUUUCACCUUCCCUGGAGCCUGUGAAUAUUUGCUGGUGCGAGAGGCCAGCGGCCAGUUCACAGUCUCAGCCCAGAACCUGCCCUGUGGGGCCAGUGGCCUCACCUGCACCAAGGCACUGACCGUGCAACUACAGAGCACCGUUGUGCACAUGCUCAGAGGCCGAGCAGUGAUGGUGAAUGGGGCGAGCAUAACACUCCCCAAGGUCUACACGGGCCCUGGGCUGAGCCUGCGUCGUGCUGGUCUCUUCCUGCUACUCACAACCCGCCUGGGCUUCAGCCUGUUCUGGGAUGGAGGCACCCGGGUCCUGGUGCAGCUGUCCCCGCACUUCCGGGGCCGUGUGUCUGGUCUGUGCGGGGACUUUGAUGGAGAUGCCAGUAAUGACCUGCGGAGCCGCCAGGGGGUCCUGGAACCCACAGCUGAGCUGGCUGCCCACUCCUGGCACCUGAAUCCUCUCUGCCCUGAGCCAGGAGAGCUGCCACACCCCUGCACCGUGAACGCCCACCGGGCCAGCUGGGCCCACGCCCGCUGCGGGGUGAUGCUGCAGUCGCUCUUUGCCCGGUGCCAUGCAGAGGUGCCCCCACAGCAGCACUACGAGCGGUGUGUGCAUGAUGCCUGCGGCUGUGAUUCGGGGGGUGACUGUGAGUGUCUCUGCUCGGCCAUUGCCACGUAUGCAGAUGAGUGUGCCCGGCAUGGGCUCUUUGUGCGCUGGCGCAGCCAGGAGCUCUGCCCCCUGCAGUGUGAAGGGGGCCAGGUGUAUGAGGCCUGUGGCCCCAUAUGCCCCCCCACCUGCCAUGACCAUGGUCCUGAACCUGGGUGGCACUGCCAGGCUGUCGCCUGCGUGGAGGGCUGCUUCUGCCCCGAGGGGACUCUGCUCCACGGAGGAGUCUGCCUAGAACCAGCUUCCUGCCCCUGUGAGUCAGGGGGCAGCUUUUUCCCCCCGGGGACUGUGCUGCAGAAGGACUGUGGGAACUGCACAUGCCAGGAAAGUCAGUGGCUUUGCGGGAGUGGCAGGACCCGCUGUGAGGAGCCGGUGCCCGGCUGUGUGGAGGGAGAGGCCCCGUGCCAGGAGAGUGGGCACUGUGUGCCCCACGGGUGGCUUUGUGACAACCAGGAUGACUGUGGCGAUGGCUCGGACGAGGAGGGCUGUGCCACCCCAGGCUGUGGGGAGGGGCAGAUGUCUUGCAGCUCCGGCCGCUGCCUGCCCCUGGCCCUGCUCUGUGACGGGCGGGACGACUGUGGAGAUGGGACGGAUGAGCAGGGCUGCCCGUGCCCCCACGACUCGCUGGCCUGUGCUGAUGGGCGCUGCCUGCCCCCCGCCCUGCUCUGUGACGGACAUCCCGACUGUCCCGACGCUGCUGAUGAGGAGGCCUGUCUGGGGCAGCUGAAUUGCACUCCUGGGGAGGUGACCUGUGUCGAUGGCACCUGCGUGGGGGCCAUCCUGCUGUGUGACGGAACCUGGGACUGCCCAGAUGGAGCCGAUGAGGGACCCGGGCACUGCCCCUUCCUUUCGCUGCCCACUCCCCCCGCUGGCACUUUGCCGGGCCCCUCCGCUGGCUCUGGGGAGACUGCACCAACUCCCCUGGCCAGUGCCAGCCCUGCGCCCCCCUGCGGCCCCCUCGAGUUUCCGUGCGGCAGCGGCGAGUGCGCCCCGCGGGGCUGGCGCUGCGACCGCGAGGAGGACUGCGCCGACGGCAGCGACGAGCGUGGCUGCGGCUGGCCCUGCGCGCCGCACCACGUGCCCUGCGCCCGCGGCCCGCACUGCGUGUCCCCUGAGCAGCUGUGCGACGGCGUGCCGCACUGCCCCGACGGCUCGGACGAGCGCCCAGAGGCCUGCGGCUCUACCCAGCUGCCCCCCUGCGGUGGCCUCUUCUCCUGUGGUUUGGCUCCCCAGCUGUGCCUGAGCCCCGAGCAGCUCUGUGAUGGGAUCUCUGACUGUUCCCAGGGCGAGGAUGAGCUGGGCUGCGAGGGGAUGACAGCCCCAGGAGGCCCCAACGGGACAAGGGUUCCCUGCCCGGAAUACUCCUGCCCUGAUGGCCUGUGCAUCAGUUUCCAGCUGGUGUGUGACGGGCAGCCUGACUGUGAAUUGGCAGGGACGGCAGGGCCUUCCCCAGAAGAGCAGGGCUGUGGGGCCUGGAGCCCCUGGGACCCGUGGGGUCCAUGCAGCAGGACGUGUGGGCCUGGGGUGCGGGCCCGGAGCCGCCGUUGCUCCCCACCUAGUCUCCCGGUGCUGCAGCACUGCCCAGGCUCUGAGCACCAGACUCAGGCCUGCUUCACGGCCGCCUGCCCCGUGGAUGGUGAAUGGACCUCUUGGUCUCCCUGGUCCCCGUGCUCCGAGCCAUGCACGGGCACCAUGACCCGGCAGCGGCAGUGUCACCCACCCCAGAAUGGGGGCCGGACCUGCGCCACGCUGCCCGGGGGCUCUCACGCCACCCACCAGACCAGGCCCUGCCCUCGGGACGGCUGCCUCAAUGCCACCUGCUCCGGGCAGCUGGUGUUCUGGCCCUGUGCUCCCUGUCCUCUGACUUGCGAUGAAGUCUCUGGUCGGGCUGUGUGCUCGGCUGACCAGCCCUGCAGCAGCCCAGGCUGCUGGUGCCCUGCCGGACAGGUGCUGGGCAGUGAGGGGCAGUGUGUGUGGCCCCGGCAGUGCCCCUGCCUGGUGGAUGGCACCCGCUACUGGCCUGGGCAGCGCAUCAAAGCCAGCUGCCAGCUGUGCAUCUGCCAGGAUGGGCGGCCCCAGCGCUGUCGGCCCGAUCCAGAUUGUGCCGUGAACUGUGGCUGGUCAUCCUGGUCCCCCUGGGCUGAGUGCCUGGGCCCUUGCGGGAGCCAGAGCAUCCAGUGGUCCUUCCGGAGCCCCAACAACCCCCGCCUCUCGGGCCAAGGUCGCCAGUGCCGGGGCAUCCACCGCAAGGCCCGCAGGUGCCGGACGGAGCCGUGUGAGGGCUGUGAGCAGCAGGGCCGGGUCCGCGGCGUAGGGGAGCGCUGGCGAGAGGGCCCCUGCGGAGUCUGCCAGUGUCUGCACGACAGCACUGUGCGCUGCUCCCCCUACUGCCCACUGGGCGGCUGCCCCCAGGACUGGGUCCUGGUGGAGGGAACGGGAGACUCGUGUUGCCACUGUGCCCUCCCUGGUGGUGAGAACCAGACGAUCCUCGCUAUGGCCACUCCUGCCCCUUCUCCAGCCCUCAGUCCCCAGAUCGGACCCCGUCUGGUCACCUACGUUCUGCCUCCACCUGGAGACCCCUGCUAUUCUCCGCUGGGCCUGGCCGGACUCCCCAGGGAAAACCUGCAGCUGGAGCUCCCCACCCAGGCUGCCCUCUUGGGGGCUCCCACCAGGGGGCCUGGCUAUCGGGGCGGGAGCACCAUCGAGAACACUCGCACUCAGCGGCACACUCUGCCCCCCUACCUGCAGAUGGACCUGCUGCUGCCCAGGAACCUCACUGGCAUCAUAGUGCAGGAGACUGGGUCCUUGGCCUUGCUGCAGUUCAGCACUGAUGGUCUACACUGGCACAACUAUAGUGACAUCCUGCCUGGCAUCCUGCCCCCAGCCAAGCUUUUCCUUAAGAACCUGGAUGAAGUGGCCCCCACAGUGUGGAUGUUUGGCCAGAUGGUGCAGACUCAGCAUGUCCGGGUGUGGCCCCGUGUCCCCCACAGUGACACCAACCACAGCACCUCCCCGUGGGUGGAGCUGCUGGGCUGUGAGCCAGUGUCUCCGCUGGUGGUGCCCCUGUGCCCAGGGGCUGGGCACCGCUGUGCCAGUGGUGAGUGUGCCCCAAGGGGAGGCCCGUGCGAUGGCGUGAAGGACUGUGAAGAUGGCUCUGAUGAAGAGGGCUGUGUGCCCCUGCCCGCGGACACUGGCAGAGUCUGGUCCACAGCCGGGACCCCAACUCUCUCCUCCACCCAGCCCGGACAGCUGUCCCCCCAGCCCAGCAAGGGUCUGGCAGAUGCAGAACGCUGGCGUCCCUGGCGAGGGUCAUCUGUACCCCCCACAGGGAAGGGGCCAGUGACUCAGGUCCCAGACUCCGAGGCUCCUCACUUGAGUCCUAGGGAAUCUGUGCAGACCAUGACCACCCCCCCCACCUCCCAGCCUGAGGCCAAGGCCCUGAGACCAGGAACGACAGCCAUGACAGAGCUCCCCCUGCACCCCAUGAGUCCAGUGGCCCCUGCUGGCCAGAGUGUCGCCCCGCCGCCCUUCCCACCUGUGCAGUGUAGCCCAGGCCAGGUGCCCUGUGAGGUGCUGGGCUGCGUGGAGCGGGAGCAGCUGUGUGAUGGGAGGGAGGACUGUCUGGACGGCUCCGAUGAGAGGCACUGUGCGAGCGCCGCGCCCUUCCCGGUGCCCACCGCGGCCCUGCCUGGGCUGCCGGCCUCGAAAGCCCUCUGCUCCCCGAGCCAGCUGAGCUGCGAUAGCGGGGAGUGCCUGCCGGCCGAGCGCCGCUGUGACCUGCGGCCUGACUGCCAGGACGGCUCUGACGAGGACGGCUGUGUGGACUGUGGGCUGGCGCCCUGGUCUGGCUGGAGCAGCUGCAGCCGCAGCUGUGGGCUGGGCCUCGCCUUCCAGCGCCGGGACCUGCUGCGGCCUCCCCUGCCUGGGGGCACCUGCCCGUCCGACAGGCUCCGCAGCCAGCCCUGCUUCCUGCAGGCCUGCCCAGUGGCUGGGGUGUGGGCUGUGUGGGAGGCCUGGGGGCCCUGCAGCGUCUCCUGUGGGGGUGGCCACCGAAGUCGGAGGAGGAGCUGCGUGGAUCCUCCGCCCAAGAAUGGUGGUGCUCCCUGCCCUGGGGCCUCCCAAGAGCGGGCACCCUGUGGCUUGCAGCCCUGCACGGGUGACACAGACUGUGGGCUGGGCCGUGUUCACAUCAGUGCUGAGCUGUGCCAGCAGGGGCUGGUGCCACCAUGUCCGCCGUCCUGCUUGGAUCCUGAGGCCAACAGAACCUGCAGUGGACGCUGUCUGGAAGGAUGCCGCUGCCCCCCUGGGCUUCUCCUCCAUGAUGGCCGCUGCCUGCCCCUCUCUGAGUGCCCUUGCCUGGUGGGCGAAGAGGUGAAGCAGCCGGGGGUGCCCUUCCUCCUGGACAACUGCAGCCGCUGCGUGUGCGAGAAAGGGGUCCUGGUGUGCGAGCCCGGGGGCUGCCCUGUGUCCUGUGGCUGGUCAGCUUGGUCCUCCUGGGGUCCCUGUGACCGCUCCUGUGGCUCUGGGGUGCGAACUCGGUUCAGGUCCCCUUCCAACCCUCCGGCUGCUUCUGGGGGUGCCCCGUGUGAAGGCAACAGGCAGGAGCUGCAGGCCUGCCACGUGGAAUGUGGGACAGAGACGCUGGGCUGGACGCUCUGGGAGCCCUGGUCCUCCUGCUCCAGGAGCUGCCUUACCCUUGGAGGAGGCCCUGGGUGGCGCAGUCGUUCCCGGCUCUGCCCCAACCCCGAGGACAACUCCUGCCCAGGAGAGGCCACCCAGGAGGAGCCCUGCAGCCCCCCUGUGUGCCCAGCGCAAAGCAUCUGGGGUCUGUGGGCUCCCUGGUCCACCUGCUCAGCCCCCUGUGAUGGGGGCAUCCAGGUUCGUGGGCGCAGCUGCUCCGGCUCCACCCCUGGGGACCCCGAGUGCCAGGGACCUCACAGCCAGACCAGGGACUGCAACACGCAGCCCUGCACAGCCCAGUGCCCAGGGGACAUGGUGUUCCGUUCGGCGGAGCAGUGCCGCCAGGACGGGGGCCCCUGCCCUCAGCUGUGCCUGGCUCAGGACCCUGGGGUGGAGUGUACCAGCUUCUGCGCCCCCGGCUGCGCCUGCCCCCCUGGCCUUUUCCUGCACAAUGCCAGCUGCUUGCCCCGCAGUCGGUGCCCCUGCCAGCUGCACGGGCAGCUCUAUGCACCGGGAGCAGCGGCUCGACUGGACUCCUGCAAUAACUGCACCUGUAUCUCCGGUGAGAUGGUGUGCACCUCAGAGCCCUGCCCAGUGGCCUGUGGUUGGAGCCCCUGGACCCCCUGGAGUCUCUGCAGCCACAGCUGCAACGUGGGCAUUCGGCGGCGCUUCCGGGCGGGCACCGCACCCCCAGCUGCCUUCGGGGGUGCUGCGUGCCAGGGCCCCAGUAUGGAGGCCGAAUUCUGCAGCCUGCGGCCGUGUCGGGGUCCUCGUGGGGAGUGGGGCCCCUGGUCUCCGUGCUCCGUGCCCUGCGGCGGUGGCUACCGGAACCGCACCCGAGGCAGUGGCCCGCACAGCCUUGUGGACUUCUCCACCUGUGGUCUGCAGCCCUGUGCAGGGCCGGUGCCUGGCAUGUGUCCCGGGGGCCAGCGGUGGCUGGACUGUGCCCAGGGCCCUGCCUCGUGUGCAGAGCUCAGUGUCCUGCAAGGGACUGACCAGACCUGCCACCCUGGCUGUUACUGUCCACCUGGGAUGUUCCUGCUGAACAACGUGUGUGUGCCCUCCCAGGACUGCCCCUGUGCCCAUGGGGGGCGCCUUUAUCCCCCGGGCAGCGUGGUGCUUCGUCCGUGUGAGAACUGCUCCUGUGUUUCUGGGCUCAUCACCAACUGCACCUCCUGGCCCUGUGAGGAGGGUCAGCCCACGUGGUCCCCCUGGACCCCGUGGAGCGAGUGCUCGGCCUCCUGUGGCCCUGCCCGACGCCACCGGCACCGUUUCUGCACCAGGCCCCCCACCGCGGAACCAUCCAUCCUGGGGCUGCCGUCCCCACUGACCUUGCCUACGCCUCUUUGCCCAGGCUCCGAUGCUGAGGAAGAGCCCUGCCUCCUGGCAGCAUGUGACCGAGCUGGGGGCUGGGGUCCUUGGGGGCCCUGGUCCAGCUGUAGCCGGAGCUGUGGGGGGGGCCUGAGGAGCCGGAUGCGAGCCUGUGACCAGCCUCCACCCCAGGGCCUGGGGGAUUACUGCGAGGGGCCUCAGGCCCAGGGAGAGGCCUGCCAGGCCCUGCCAUGCCCAGUGACCAACUGCACCACCAUUCAAGGGGCUGAGUACAGCCCCUGUGGCCCUCCCUGUCCUCGCUCCUGUGACGAUCUCGUGCACUGCGUGUGGCACUGCCAGCCCGGCUGUUACUGCCCUCCAGGCCAGGUGCUGAGUGCCGACGGGGACUUCUGCGUGCAGCCCAGCCACUGUGGCUGCCUGGACCUGCUGAGCGGGGAGCGGCACCGCCCAGGAGCUCGGCUGCUGAGGCCUGAUGGCUGCAACUACUGCACCUGUUCAGAGGGGAGGCUGAGCUGCACAGACCUGCCUUGCCCAGUGCCUGGUGGCUGGUGCCCAUGGUCGGAGUGGACGGCGUGCUCCCAGCCCUGCAGGGGCCAGACGAGGACCCGCUCCAGGGCCUGCGCUUGCCCCGCCCCUCAGCACGGGGGCGCCCCGUGUCCCGGGGAAGCAGGGGAGGCAGGGGCCCAGCAUCAGAAGGAGACCUGCCCCAGCUCGCCCGAGUGCCCAGUGGACGGAGCCUGGAGCCCAUGGGGACUGUGGUCUUCCUGUGACACGUGCCUGGGGCAGUCCCAUCGGAGCCGGGUGUGUAUCUGGCCCCCCACCCCUGAGGGAGGCAGGCCCUGCCCUGGGGGCCACAGGCAGAGUCGCCCCUGCCAGGACAAUUCCACAAAAUGCACAGAGUGUGGGGGUGGCCAGGGUCUUCUCCCCUGUGGGCGGCCCUGUCCCCGCUCCUGUCAGGACCUGUCUCCCGGGAGUGCGUGCCAGCCGGGCUCGACGGGCUGCCAGCCCAGCUGCGGGUGCCCCCCUGGCCGGCUGUUCCAGGACGGCCUCUGUGUGCCUCCUGCCCUCUGCCGCUGCCAGUACCAGCCUGGAGCCAUGGGGAUCCCUGAGAACCAGAGCCGGUCAGCAGGGCCUGGGCUCAGCUCCUGGGAGAGCCUGGAACCCGGAGAGAUGGUGACCGGGCCCUGUGACAACUGCACCUGUAUGGAGGGCGUCCUGCAGUGCCAGGAGGUGCCCAGCUGCCCUGGGCCUGGGGUGUGGGGCUCCUGGGGCCCCUGGGAGGACUGCAGUGUUUCUUGCGGGGGAGGGGAGCAGCUCCGCUCCCGGAGGUGUGCCCGGCCCCCCUGCCCUGGGCCUGCCCGCCAGAGCCGCACCUGCCGCACCCAGGUCUGCAGAGAGGCUGGCUGCCCGGCUGGACGUUUGUACCGGGAAUGCCGGCCCGGCGAGGGGUGUCCCUUCUCCUGUGCCCACGUCACUCGCCAGGUGGGCUGCUUCUCCACCGGCUGUGAAGAAGGCUGCCACUGCCCCGAGGGCACCUUCCAGCACCACCUGUCCUGUGUCCAGGAGUGCCCCUGUGUGUUGACCGCCUUGCUGCUGCAGGAGCUGGGGGCUGCCGGCACUGACCCGGGGGCUCACUCACCCAUUUUGGGAGAGGGCGGUCAGCCCCUUGGGCCUGGAGAUGAACUGGGCUCAGGCCAGACCCUCCGUACAGGCUGUAGCAACUGCUCUUGUGUGCAUGGGAGGCUGUCUUGUUCAGUGGGCAACUGCUCUAAGGCCGCUGAUGGCUUCAGUCCCUGGGGGCCGUGGGGCCCGUGUUCCCGCUCCUGUGGUGGGCUGGGCACCCGCACCCGCAGCCGCCAGUGUGUGCAAGCCUCACUCGCCCCGGGCAGCCAGGGCUGCCGAGGGACCCUCCAGGAGCUCAAGUACUGCCCCAGCCCAGACUGCCCAGGGGCUGAAGGGUCCACGGUGGAGCCAGUGACCAGCCUUCCAGGCGGCUGGGGCCCAUGGUCUCCGUGGUCCCCGUGUUCUCGCACCUGCACAGACCCCGCUCACCCUGCUUGGCGUGGCCGCGCUCGCCUCUGCCUGGCAAACUGCACCGGGGGGGACACUUCACAGGAGCGCCCUUGCAACCUGCCCUCCUGCACAGAGCUGCCGCUGUGCCCCAGCCCUGGCUGCGUGGCCGGGAACUGUUCCUGGACGGCCUGGGCCCCGUGGGAACCUUGCUCCCGAAGCUGCGGGGUGGGCCAGCAGCGCCGGCUGCGGGCGUACCACCCCCCGGGGCCCGGCGGGCACUGGUGCCCUGACAUCCUCACCGCUUACCAGGAGCACCGCUUCUGCAGCCUGCGGGCUUGCCCAGUGCCUGGAGGCUGGUCACGCUGGAGCCCCUGGUCCUGGUGUGACCGGAGCUGUGGGGGGGGCCGGUCCCUGAGGAGCCGCAGCUGCUCGAGCCCCCCGCCCAAGAACGGGGGUGCCCCCUGUGGGGAGAGGCACCACGUGCGGCUCUGCAAUCCCGGGCCCUGUGAGCAGGGCUGCCCAGCGGGCAUGGAGAUGGUCAGCUGUGCCAACCGCUGCCCCCGCCGCUGCUCAGACCUCCAGGAGGGGGUCGUGUGUCAGGACGGCCAGGACGGCCAGGCCUGCCAGCCGGGCUGCCGCUGCUCCGAGGGCUUCCUGGAGCAGGACGGAGGCUGUGUGCCGAUCGGGCACUGCGAGUGUACGGAUGCCCAGGGCCACAGCUGGGCCCCAGGGAGCCAGCACCGGGAAGCCUGCCUCACCUGCACUUGCCGGGCCGGGCGGCUUUCCUGCACGGCUCAGCCCUGCCCACCGCCUGCCCACUGCGCCUGGAGCCGCUGGUCAGCCUGGAGUCCCUGCAGCCACUCGUGUGGGCCCGGAGGGCAGCAGAGCCGCUUCCGGUCCUCCACGUCUGGCCCAUGGGCUCCAGAGUGCCGGGAGGAGCAGUCCCAGAGCCGGCCCUGCCCUCAGCCCCCAUGCCCACCCCUGUGCCUGCACGGUGCCCGCCUCCACACCUUGGGGGACAGCUGGCUGCAGGGCGAGUGCCAGCAGUGCUCCUGCACCCCGGAGGGCAUCAUAUGUGAAGACAUCGAGUGUGCAGUACCCAGGGCUUGGACGCUGUGGUCCCCUUGGUCUGAAUGCCCCGUCUCCUGUGGAGGUGGAAACCAGGUUCGCACCCGGGACUGCGUGGCCUCGACCCCUCACCGCAGCGGGGCCCCCUGCCUGGGCCCUGGUACCCAGACCCAGAGCUGUGGACGGCAGCCUUGCCUGGGGCUGCUGGACGCCUGCUCCUGGGGCCCCUGGGGGCCCUGUUCCCGCAGCUGCGGCCCCGGCCUGGCCUCCCGCUCUGGGUCCUGCCCCUGCCCGCUGGCCAGAGCCGACCCCACCUGCAACAGCACCUUCCUGCACCUGGACACCCGGGCCUGCUACCCGGGGCCCUGCCUGGAGGAGUGUGUGUGGAGCAGCUGGAGCAGCUGGACGCGAUGCUCCUGUCGGGUGCUGGUGCAGCAGCGCUAUCGGCACCAGGGACCAGCGCCCGGAGGGGCGGGGACGGGGGCGGGCCCCCCCUGCACACGACUGGACGGCCACUUCCGGCCUUGCCCCCUCGGCAACUGCUCUGAGGACAGUUGCACACCUCCCUUUGAGUUCCAGGCCUGUGGCUCCCCCUGUGCCGGGCUCUGUGCCACGCACCUGAGCCGUCGGCUCUGCCAGGACCUGCCACCCUGCCAGCCUGGCUGCUACUGCCCUGAGGGGCUGCUGGAGCAGGCUGGGGGCUGCAUUCCCCCAGAGCAGUGUAGCUGCCUACACAUCACAGGGGAAGGAGCCAGGGUGACUCUGGCUCCCGGGGACCGCCUGCAGCUGGGCUGCAAAGAGUGUGAAUGCCGGCGUGGGGAGCUGAAGUGCACCAGCCAGGGCUGUCAAGGUCUUCUGCCUCUGAGCGGGUGGUCCGAGUGGUCACCCUGUGGGCCUUGCCUGCCCCCUGGUGUGCUGGCCCCCGCCUCCAGGACUGCCCUAGAGGAGCGCCGGUCUCAGCACCCAGCUGGCCUCUCCCCGACCUUGGCCCCCUUGCUGGCUUCGGAGCAGCACCGCCAUCGCCUCUGUUUGGACCCGGAGACUGGGAGGCCAUGGGCUGGGGACCCAGACCUGUGCACUGCACCACUCAGCCAGCAACGCCUCUGCCCGGACCCUAGGGCCUGCCAUGACUUAUGCCAGUGGAGUCCUUGGGGGCCCUGGAGCCCCUGUCAGGUGUCGUGCAGUGGGGGCUUCCGGCUACGCUGGAGGGAGGCAGGGGGCCCCCCUGGAGGAGGCUGCCGGGGGCCUUGGGCUCAGACUGAGAGCUGCAACGUGGAGCCCUGCCCAGGGGAGAGCUGUGAAGCCCAGGACACCGUGCCCACCCUUGACUGUGCCAACCAGUGCCCUAGAAGCUGUGUGGACCUCUGGGACCGCGUGCAGUGUCUGCAGGGACCAUGCCGUCCAGGCUGCCGCUGCCCCCCUGGCCAACUGGUGCAGGAUGGGCGCUGUGUGCCCAUCUCCUCCUGCCGCUGUGGCCUCCCCAGCCCCAAUGCCUCAUGGGUGGUGGCCCCAGCCGAGGUGGUACAGCUGGACUGCAAAAACUGCACCUGUACCAACGGGUCCCUGGUGUGCCCACGCCAUGAGUGCCCAGUCCUUGGGCCUUGGUCAGCCUGGAGCAGCUGCUCUGCUCCCUGUGGUGGGGGCAGCAUGGGGCGACGUAGGAGCUGUGAGGAGGGUCCUAUAGGGGCGCCAUGCCAGGCCCAGGACACAGAGCAACGGCAGGAAUGUAACCCGCAGCCCUGCCCUGAGUGCCCGCCUGGCCAGGUGCCCAGUGCCUGUGCCGCUUCGUGCCCACGCCUCUGCUCGCAUCUGCAGCGUGGUGCCCUCUGUGCGCAGGAACCCUGCCGGCUCGGCUGUGGCUGCCCCGGAGAGCAGCUGCUGCACAAUGGCACGUGCGUGCCCCCUGCGGCGUGCCCCUGCACCCAGAUCUCUCUGCCCUGGGGCCUUACCUUGACUCUUGAAGAACAGGCCCGGGAGCUUCCCCCAGGAACUGUGCUCACCUGGAACUGCACGCGCUGUAUCUGCCAAGAUGGAGCCUUCAACUGCUCCCCAGCUGACUGUCGUGAGUGCCCCUCCGGGGAAAUGUGGCAGCAGGUGGCCCCUGGGGAGCCAGGGCCCUGCGAGCGGACGUGCCGGGAGCCCAAUGCCACGGAGACCCAGGGCAGCUGCGGUGUGGGGCAGGCCCCAGGCUGUGUGUGCCAGCACGGACACUUCCGCAGCCAGGCGGGCCCCUGCGUGCCCAUAGACCGCUGCGAGUGCUGGCACCGUGGGCGUCCCCACCCGCCUGGAUCCGAAUGGCAGGAGGCCUGUGAGAGCUGCCGCUGCCUCCGUGGGAGGAGUGUCUGCACCCAGCACUGCCCCCUCCUCACCUGUGCCCAGGGCGAGGUGACCGUGCAGGAACCAGGGAGCUGCUGUCCCACUUGCCGCCGAGAGGCUCCGGAGGGGCAGGCGGCCUCCUGCCGGCAUCUCACGGAGCUGCGCAACGUCACCAAGGGCGCCUGCUACCUGGACCAGGUGGAAGUGAGCUACUGCAGUGGGCACUGCCCGUCCAGCAUCAGCGUCAUGCCUGAGGAGCCAUACCUGCAGAGCCAGUGCGACUGCUGCAGCUACAGCCUGGACCCCGAGAACCCGGUGCGGGUCCUGCACCUGCGCUGUCCCGACGGCCACGCGGAGCCCGUGGUGCUGCCGGCCAUCCGCAGCUGCCAGUGCAGCGCCUGCCAGGGAGGUGAUUUCUCAAAGCACUGACGGUCCCGCUGGAUGAGGCUGCCCAGCCACCACCCCUCGUGCGAUCACCGGGCCCAGAGGCACCGACCCCCUCCUCCCGUGCCCACCCAUCCACUCCAUGCCCUGGUACCAGCAUAUCCCAAAUAAAGUGACAUCAGCAGCAA
This is a messenger RNA of Lynx canadensis (Canada lynx), 15926 nucleotides long. Its product is annotated as SCO-spondin-like. The record is from RefSeq and is a predicted model, not a curated record. Lineage: Eukaryota; Metazoa; Chordata; Mammalia; Carnivora; Felidae. Gene Ontology annotation, cellular component: extracellular matrix. Gene Ontology annotation, molecular function: protein binding.